This is a messenger RNA of Rotaria sp. Silwood2, 2079 nucleotides long. The record is from the annotation of a GenBank genome assembly. Lineage: Eukaryota; Metazoa; Rotifera; Eurotatoria; Philodinida; Philodinidae.
AUGGCUGUUGCAAGCUAUAGUAAAUGUCAUAUUCAAUUCAUUCCAAAUAAUCGACAACGUCCUGAGCAUAAUUAUUCAGAUAGAACAUUAAUUGAAUUGAGACAAUAUGAUUUUGAUGAUUUUUCAUUCCGAGCUGUUGAUGUAGAUAAUAACAACGCAGAAAUCUUUAAUAUUCCAUUUAAACAAUCGGAUCAAUAUAAGUAUGGACAAACAGUCAAUCAACCGGAUGAGAUUCAUACUAAUGCUGGAACUUAUAAAUUAUGGUUGAAUGGUAAUACACGUGAUGAAUUUCAUCAAACAGUAAAUACAUGUAGCGAAUUGCUACCUUCUGAUAAACGACCGAAUUUAGCUUUCAACGAUUCAGAUCAAGAUACUGAUGAUGAUGAUGAUAAUGACAGUAGUGAUGUCUUCGAUGAUGAUACUCGUAAUGAAUUUGAUAUACAUGUUCCACCUGUUGCUUGUCCCAAGGAACUUCUACUUGAGACUUAUCGUUUGGGCAAAUAUAUUGAAAUAGGUGCUUCAAAUGCAGCUGCUCAAUUAGCUUCUGAAUUAGCUUCACAAAAUAUUCGACUUAAAGCAAACUCACUGAGAGCAACAGAAAAUGAAAAAGAAUUCACAAUAUAUGUUCAACUUGAUGGCAAUGAAUAUGGUAUUGAUCAAAAUGGUGGGAAAAUUCCUGUUGAUGUUUUUCGAUUAACAACAGUUCGAGAAUUACGUGCAAUUUUCGAAUUCGCGUAUCAGUAUCCUCCAACUAAUCAAUAUUUUUUUGUUAAUGGUUGUUUAGCUCAUGAUGAUUCAACAAUGAAAAGUUUAAAUGUUGGACCAAAUUCUUUAUUUGUUUUAUUUGUCUUAACACAUCCAAGAAAUUUUCAAAACAUUGCAAGUACAACCAAUGAUUCAUCUUCAAGUGUAACACCAGUGUCUGCUUAUUGGGAAUGUGUUGAUUGUCAUACAUAUAAUCCAUCAUCACGUAAAUCAUGUAAAACAUGUCGUCGUCUUCGACAAGAUUUACUUGAUCAAUGUCUUAAAGAAUCAAAAACACAACAGUCUGAGAAAACAGGUAUUGAACCAAAAUUAAAAACUUCAUCGAAUCAAAUAACUACAAAUAAUAACAACGAAUCAACUUGCUUUACAACUACAACAACAAAACCGCCACCAAAUUGGUAUUGUGUUAUUUGUUCACAUCAUAAUUGUAAUAAUGAUUCAGCAACAAUAUGUGCUGGUUGUGGAAGUAUAUUUAUGACAAAUAUAGAAUAUCUUAAUUUUGUACAUGAACAAGAAAAACAAUUAUUACGUUAUCAAGAAGAUUCCAAAGCAUUUCGAGAAGAUUUACGUGAACAAGCACAUGCUGCUUAUUAUAAAAAUAAUGACGAAUUUGAAUGUAUUAUUUGUUAUGAAUUAAUAGGAAAAAAUAAGGGAGUUUUAUUUCAUCAUUGUUUACAUCCAAUGUGUAAACGUUGUGUAUUACAAAUGAUUGAAACAAGUACUGAACCAUUACUUAAAUGUCCACAUGAUGAUUGUACAACAAUUAUUGGUGAAAGAGAAUUACGUGGCGUUGUUAAAGAUAUGAAACGUGAUCAAAAAUUAGUUGAUAGAUUAAAUGAAAUCGGUGUACGUUGGGCUGAAAGUAGACAUAAAACUUUUCAUUGUAUUACACCUGAUUGUAAACAAUGGUGGUUCACUGAACAAGUACAAGGAAAUAAUAUCGUCUAUUGUGAUGGAUGUAAACAUUGGAUUUGUAUGACUUGUGUAGCUGUGCAUGAAGGUCAAAAUUGUCUAGAAUAUCAGGAAGAUCUCAAAAUUCGAGCUAUGAACGAUAUAACAGCUCGUAAAGAUCAAGAACAUUUAGAAGAGAUGAUCAAAAGAAAAGAAGCAAUGCAUUGUCCCGGUUGUCAAGUCAUUAUACAAAAAUUGUCUGGUUGCGAUUGGUUACAAUGUACACAAUGUAAAAUGGAGAUUUGUUGGCCAACUCGUGGUCCCCGAUGGGGUCCAGGUGGUCGUGGUGAUACAUCGGGUGGAUGCCGAUGUCGCAUGGAUAAAGGCAAAUUAUGUACAAAAGAUUGUCAAAAUUGUCAUUAA